AUGGCAUCGAUAGAGUCAUUGUUGAACCCGGUUCCCAGCCAGGUCCAGUACUCUCUGCCCAGCCCGCCACUGACCACCCUGUCCACGGCGGCAGUGGCCGCUCGGUCUCCCCGGCAGAAGAGACAGAAAGUGGCCAAAGACGCCGCUGUCUUCACCGAGGGAAAGCCUCGCGGGAAGGUCCGCUAUCCCCCUUGCGAAGAGCGCGAUCAGGAGCUGGCCAAGCGCCAUCGCGAAUUCCAAAUCUACCCCAUGGGCAACAUUGCCGAUUACCCCCGCCACAUCCCCUACAACAGCGACAAGAAGACCUUCCUGGAGAAGACCGGGCGUGAGAGCUUCGAAGUAUUCCAAUACACGUUCAAGAUCCCCGGUAACGACAAGGAAUGGCUCAUCAUGUGGGACUACAACAUCGGCCUCGUCCGGACAACACCUCUCUUCCGCUCUCAGAACUACUCCAAGACAACCCCAGCCAAAGUGCUCGACGCAAACCCUGGCCUCCGCGAGAUCUCGCACAGCAUCACCGGCGGAGCCAUCGUAGCCCAAGAUAAACCAGGCUACUGGAUCCCCUUCGAAGCCGCCAAAGCCGUAGCAGCAACCUUCUGCUGGCGCAUCCGCUACGCGCUGACCCCCAUCUUCGGCCUCGACUUCCCGUCGCAGUGCAUCCACCCGCAAGACCGCACCCGCCGCUUCGGGCAAAUGCUCAUCGACCCAGCCAUCGUAAAGACAGCCACCGAAACCGCGACCUUCUACCGCCAUCUGGCGCUGCAGUCCGCCCCCAACCCGCCGGCCCCAGCCCUGACCCUCCCACCCCCGUCCAUCCGCCCACUGACAGGCGCAUACGACCGCCCCAGCCCCAUAGAUGACGAGACGCACCGCCGCCGCGCGCUCAUCCCACGGGGAUACAGUCACAGCCACAGCCACCGGGCGCAGCACCGGCACCGCGGCAACUACGCCGACAGCGUAGGUGGGUACGGGUCGUCGUCGGAGUUCAGCACAGCGGAGUCGUACUGCGUGUCGCCGAGCAGUCCGUUUCGGAACACGUUUACGCCGGUGAACACACCGCGCAGCUCGGAGGCCGUGUGUUCGCGGGUGUCGUCGCCGCGGCUGGCGCUGCCUGCGGCGGCGAACGUGCGUGUGCCCUCGCCCACGGAUGAGGGCAGUGACGAGGAGAGCGGGUCGAGCUCGUCGUCAUCGUCGCUGUACUCCGAGGUGGGGAGUAGCGUGGCGACGGAUUGUCUGUCGGAUUUGGACGAUGACGGGGACAAUGUGUGUCGCGGUAGCGAGGGCGAGAGAGACGGCGGGUUGCGCGCCACGUCCCAGUUCCGGUCUCAGUCGCGGGAGAACCUCACUGCCGCUGCUAGCAAGAGGAAGCGGACCGUCGAGAAGCGGUCGCACCAAAAACCAAGUGCAGUGGCGUUGUUUGCGCGCGAGGUCAAGGCUGCGCAUGCUUUGCUCAGUCUGCACAUGCAGGACGCAACUGCUAGUGACGAGGAGAUUCUGAGUGUAAUUCUUCCUCGCCGAUCUCUAGCGUAG
Messenger RNA from Aspergillus terreus NIH2624, 1530 nucleotides. RefSeq names its product putative APSES transcription factor Xbp1. Lineage: Eukaryota; Fungi; Ascomycota; Eurotiomycetes; Eurotiales; Aspergillaceae. Gene Ontology annotation, molecular function: DNA binding. The record is from RefSeq and is a predicted model, not a curated record. The transcript has 5 exons. Bases 1 to 1530 code for a protein of 509 amino acids.